Molecule: messenger RNA, 960 nt
Organism: Penicillium antarcticum
Lineage: Eukaryota; Fungi; Ascomycota; Eurotiomycetes; Eurotiales; Aspergillaceae
Product: putative 26S proteasome-associated ubiquitin C-terminal hydrolase
Exons: 3
Coding region: 1-960 (319 amino acids)
Biological process (GO): protein deubiquitination; ubiquitin-dependent protein catabolic process
Cellular component (GO): cytoplasm
Molecular function (GO): cysteine-type deubiquitinase activity
Source: RefSeq, a predicted model, not a curated record
AUGGGUGAUGCUGCUGGCUGGAGUACAAUCGAAUCAGACGAGGGCCUUUUCACCUCGCUGAUCGAGACUUUGGGAGUCAAGGACACCCAAUUCGAAGAACUCAUUUCUCUUGAUCCCGAUACAAUCAGAUCCCUCGGCCCCGUCUACGGCGUAAUCUUCCUCUUCAAAUGGACACGCGAAGCAGCAGGCGCCCGCGCCGAAGCCCCCUUAGACGGCGAAUACGACCCAACAGCAACAGACAACAACCUCUUCUUCGCCGCGCAAACAAUCCAAAACGCCUGUGGAACACAAGCCAUCCUCUCCGUAAUCCUAAACCACGACAACCCACCCGCCCCGCAACCAGCGAUAAACCUCGGCCCGGAAUUAUCCAGCUUUAAAGACUUCACCACGGGCUUCCCGCCCGAACUCCGCGGCGAGGCGCUCUCCAACUCCGAAGCUAUUCGCAGCGCACACAACAGUUUCGCGCGUGCUAGCCCAUUCGCGGACGAGACUGCUCGCCCGCAGGAUGACGAGAAGGGUGCGGACGUUUACCAUUUCAUUGCUUAUACGCCUGUUAAUGGGAAGUUGUAUGAGCUUGAUGGGUUGCAGCCUCAUCCUAUUAGUCACGGGGCUUGUGAUGCUGGGUCUUUCCCUGAGAAGGUGAUUGAGGUUCUUCAGCGAAGGAUUGCGCGGUAUGAUGCUGGCGAGACGCAUUUCAAUCUUAUGGCUGUUGUACGGGAUCCGAGGGUUUCGGCUAGGGAGAUUGGGGAUGUGGAGACUCUUGAGAGGGAGGAGAAGAAGAGGGCUGCGUGGCAGUGGGAGAAUACGCUGCGGAGACAUAACUUUGUUGGGUUCAUUGGGGAGAUGAUGAAGGGGGUUGUUGGGAUGAAGGAUAAGCAGGAUUCUGAGGGGAAGGUUUAUGGGGAGUGGGUUGAGAACGCGAAGAAGGAGACGAGGAAGAAGCUUGAGAUGCAGCGGUAG